GCCAAGGGAACACAAAGGCAGGCCCCAAGACAAAGUUAGAGCCCUGAGGUAGGUGCGGCAAGAGAUAUCUUAAGAGAGUCUUAAAGGAAAUACGGGGAAAGAGAGUUGGAGCCCAGAGACAAGGUUGAAAAAGGAAGAUCUGAACCCAGAGGGUAGGGAGCUAGUUACCCUGAAGGAGGAGCAUCAAGAGAGGGAUAGAGCCUUGAGAGAGGUGGGGACAGUAUGAGAGGUUAGGGGCACUGAGAAAGAGGCACCAAGAGAAAGUUGGAUCCCCAAGGGAGGGGCUCCAGAAAAGGUUUAGGUACUCAAGGGGCCACCAAAGACAGUUGUAGCCCCAAAAUAAGGGUUCUAAAAGAGGUUUAGAGGUCUGAGGUAGGGCAUUAAGAAAGGAGAGAGAGAGAGAGAGAGAGAGAGAGAGAGAGAGAGAGAGAGAGAGAGAGAGAGACAGAGACAGAGAGAGACAGAGGCAGAGGCAGAAGGAGAGAGAGCUCCUUAAAUGAAAUGCACCAAGAGAGGAGGAUUGGAACCCCAAUAGGAAGAGUGAUGAGGCUUGGGUGAGCCUGAACCCUCAGGAAAGAUUGCUAAGAGGAUUGGGACCAAAGAGGAGGACACCAAGAGAAGUGUAGAGCCUUGAGAAAGGCACCAAGAGAUGUUGGGGGCACUGAAGGAAAGGUGCCAAGAGAAAGUUGGAGCCUUGGAGAUGGGGUUCCCAGAGAUUUGGGACACUGAAAGGGGGGCCCAAGAGAGGCUUAGAGCUCUGGGGAAGGGUAGCAGAGAGUCAGAGCUCCUCUGAAAGAGACUGAGAGAGGUUGGCAGAGAUAGUAGGAGCCUUGAAGUACACUAAGAAAUGGUUGUAGCCCUGAGGAAGAGAUGAUAUGGGAGCUGGGAAUCCUGAGGAGAUGGUACUAAGGGUCAACACCAAGAAAAGGUCAGAGCCCUGGGUAAGAAGUCUAGGAGAGAUGUUCAGAACACUGAGGGUAGGGGCCCUAGGGUUAGAGCUCUGAAGUAGGGGUACAAAGAGGGAGCUGCAGCCCUGAAUGGAGGGAGGUGGAAGUCUGGGGAGAAGGGUCUCAGGAAGGGACCUGAACUCAAGAGGGAGAGGAGGAUGCUGAGAGACAGUCAUAAACCCUGACUGAAGUGGUCCUAGAGAGCUUCUGAACACUGAGGGAAGGGUGCCAAGAGAAGGUUGUAACUCUGAAGGAGAGUCUCCAAGAGUCUUGAGAGAAGUGUGUGCAAAGGAGGUUCAUAGGAAGAGAGGGUUGGAACCUCAAGAGAAGUAUACCAAGAGAGAGCUGGAAUGCUGAGGGAAGGGCCUCAAGAGCCCAGAGAUGAGGGCUCCAAGAGGAGAUUUGAUCACUGAAGGAGUCCAAGAUAAUUGGAUCCAUGAGGGAAGGAACUGGGCCCCAGGAGAGAGAGAGAGAGAGUUGGAGCAUUAGGAAGGGAUGGAGGGUCUGAGGGAAGACCAUAAGGUGGGUGACAGUUUUAAGAGGAAGGCGUCAAGAGAGGGUGAGAGACUCUUGGAAAGGCACCAUGUAAGGUUCAGAACCCUGAAGGAGGGUCACAAAGAGAGAGGUUGAUGGGGAAAGAGAGCCAAGAACGGCUCAGAGCCCCCCAAAUCCCAAAAGGUCAGGUACUUUGAGGGAAGCUGGUCAAGAGAUGUUCUGAAGCCCAAGGGAAUGGUAGCAAGAGAGUGAGAAGCCUGUAGGAAGGGUACCAGAAGCUGCAUAGAGCUCUGAAGAAAGGGUUCGGAGAGAGGGUCUCAGCACAGAGGGAAGGAGUCAAAGAGGGCUGAAUUCUUUAAGGAGGGGCACAAAGAGAGAGUCAGAAUCCAAGGUAAGGGUGGAGAGAGAGUGGGAGCCAGAGAGAGAGAGAGAGAGAGAGAGAGAGAGAGAGAGAGAGAGAGAGAGAGAGAGAGAGAGCUCCAAGAGAGCAAGAGAGGGUUGGGGCUCUGAAGGAAUGGUGCCAAGAGUUGGUGAGAAGCUUGAAAUAAGGGCAGCACUGUGUUCAGAGGCCUGAGGAAAGGGGACCAAGAGAUGGUCAGAGAUGAUCAGAGCCUAGGAGCAGAGCUCCAAUAGAAGGUAGCCUUAGAGCAGAGGCACCCAGAUAGGAGCCCUGAGGGAGGAGCACCAAGAGAGUGCAGGGCCUGAGGAGUGGCAACACUGGAGACUCAGAGCCCUGCAGGAGGAAUGCAUGGUUCACCCGUCUGUUGGAAAUGAUGCCUUCUUUCUUCCUGCUAAUUCUCCUGGGUCUCCCAUGGGUGGAUACAACUGUCAACAAUUCCAGUGGGAUGGACAACAGUACUAGUGGCUUGGAUCAUGACAUAGAGGCUAGGUGGAUUCCGCAAAUUAAAUGCAAUACAUGUGAAACUGAAAACACCUUUCUUUGUGAUCAUCACGUUGACUGUCCUAUAGAAAUCAGGCGCUGUCAGACACUUGCCAUACGCGUGAACCUUCGAGUGCUUUCUGUCAUCAAGGGCUGCACAGAGGAUUGCUCAUUUGUCUAUAAGGAACACAAGCCUCCACCUAUGCCUAAAGUGAUUAAAAAUGCCCCGGGCUUCUACUUUGUCUUGUGCUGCGGGAGCGUGCGUUGCAACGAUGGAGGCCCCAAUAAUAUAGAGAGGGAUUUGUUACCUGACAAAGCGAUCGAGGAAGAAGAAAUUGCAAGAGCUAUGUCUCUGGGGCCGUUCAACCUUCUCCUUUGCCCUGCCUUAGUCCUCUCCAGCAGCAUACUGAUCUGAGAACCCCUCUUGAGGUGUACUCAUCUUCCCACAGUUGAAAGAAACUUUGUGCUUCCUUGCUUCCUCAUGAAACAGAGACAGUGUCCAGGGCAUCUUUUGGGUCCGGUCAUCACUUCUUGUAGGAAAGAAAUAAAGACAUUGUUUGUUGG
Messenger RNA from Arvicanthis niloticus (Nile rat), 2886 nucleotides. RefSeq names its product glycosyl-phosphatidylinositol-anchored molecule-like protein. The record is from RefSeq and is a predicted model, not a curated record. Lineage: Eukaryota; Metazoa; Chordata; Mammalia; Rodentia; Muridae.